CUCUUAUCUCCCUCUUCCUCGCUCGAGGAGCUUUGAGCUCGACAUCUAUGGCUGCUUCGGCUUCGGCUUCUGCAUUUGACACUUUCUUGUACUCGCACUCAAUAAACCCUAGCAUCGGUCUCGCAAUUCUCUCUUAUCCGAGACGAAUUCGUUCCUCGCCUAGAGUUUCGAGGGAAAUCGGUUGCCUCCGACUCCAGAGCCGCCGGCGAUCAGAUCGGAAUGUUCCCUUUCGCCGGUUCGAUCGCUUCUCCUGCAACUGCCUCUCUGCAGUUUCCACGAGUUCCACCGAUUAUGAGUUCAUGGAUACUGGCUCUGAAGUGGAACUAAGGCUACGUCUAAAGUCUGGAGAAAAUCCUUCUCCAAAAGAUAUAUAUGUAGACGCAGACGGGACAUCUUUACUUGUUAAGGAACAGAGAUAUGGAAUGCAGAUUACACUUCUGGAAACUAACCAACUCUUCGAAAAAAUAAAGCCCUCUGAAACGAUAUGGUAUAUAGAUGAUGACCAGCUAGUUAUAAACAUGAAGAAGCAGGAUGAAGAACUGAAAUGGCCUGAUAUUGUGGAAUCUUGGGAGUCUUUGACAGGAGGAAUGAUGCAACUCCUCAAAGGGGCAUCUAUUUAUAUUGUUGGAGACUCAACUGAAAUAAACCAAAAAGUGGCUCGGGAACUAGCAGUUGGCCUUGGGUACAUGCCUCUGGACACGAAGGAGCUGCUGGAAACCUUUUCCAAGCAAACAAUCGAGUCUUGGGUUAUUGCAGAAGGGCCAGAUUCUGUAACAGAAGCCGAAAAUUUCGUGUUUGAAAGCUUGAGUAGCCAUGUCAGAACGGUUGUGUCAACGUUAGGAGGUGAACAUGGAGCCGCAAGGAGAGCAGAUAAAUGGAGGCAUCUUUACGCUGGAUUUACCGUCUGGGUAUCCCGGACAGAGGCCGCAGACGAGGAAUCGGCAAAAGAAGAGGCAAGAAAAAUCAAGAAAGAGGGUGGAGGAGGAGGAGGGCACUCGAAGGCAGAUGUGGUGGUGAAGCUGAAGGGGUGGGAAGAGGAACAAGCAAAGAGAGUGGCACAAGGCUGUCUCAGUGCACUUAAACAGCUCAUCAUCUCAGACAAGGGACUUCCAGGAAAGAAGAGUCUGUACAUAAGGUUGGGAUGUAGAGGGGAUUGGCCUAACAUCAGGCCUCCUGGCUGGGAUCCCUCAACUGACGCCGCUGGAGCUACCUCGCCAUAAUCACCGCCUGCUCAAUCGAUAUACACAUGCUCCGAUGAUGACGUCACUCUGCACUAAACUCUUUUCUUGCGUUGUUAACAUGAUUCCGUCGCUUGUUGGUGAGGCCUUAAUUGUAAGAAUCCUUUUCUCUUGGCAUCACCAGGAAAGUUCGUGUGUACAUUUUGUUUUAUUCGCCAAGCAAGCACGAGCUCUGGAAUUUUCAGUGUCAA
Molecule: messenger RNA, 1429 nt
Organism: Tarenaya hassleriana
Lineage: Eukaryota; Viridiplantae; Streptophyta; Magnoliopsida; Brassicales; Cleomaceae
Product: probable inactive shikimate kinase like 2, chloroplastic
Exons: 8
Coding region: 48-1220 (390 amino acids)
Source: RefSeq, a predicted model, not a curated record